CAGGAAGGUUGUGUGCAAAGCCACGACCGCAAGGUUGAAGUAGAAUACUCUUACACAGCUUUACUUACGGCUGUACAUUAACCUACGGCCGGGCGAAUCGGUUCGCGCCGCUUUUUGCGUUUAGCCUGGCAGAACCCUAAUGCGCAUGGCCAACACAAUAGAAAGGUGUUUUCACAUUGAAAAUUAGACACGACUUUACUGGAUGCAUCAACGACAUCAGCAUGUCACAAUUAAUCUACACGCUUCUGUUGCUGCUACUGGUGGUUGCAACGUUCGGGAAGACUAGGGCAUGCAAUGAAACGUGUUCUUUCACAGUCGAUUACGAACAUGAUACAUUUUUGUUGGAUGGGAAACCUUUUCGCUUUGUGUCUGGAUCGUUUCACUAUUUUCGCGCUUUGCCCGGUUCCUGGCGGCACAUCUUGCGUUCGAUGCGAGCCGCUGGUUUGAACGUUGUUAUGACUUACAUCGAAUGGUCAACCCAUGAACCCAAGGAGGGAAUCUAUAACUGGGAUGGCAUCGCCAAUCUGGAACAAUUCAUUCGCAUAGCGGAGGAGGAGAAUCUCUACGUCAUACUGCGACCGGGGCCCUAUAUUUGUGCAGAACGUGAUAUGGGUGGAUUUCCGUACUGGUUAUUGACGAAGUAUCCGAACAUGAAGCUGCGCACGUCUGAUGCUGACUACCUACGAGAGGUCGAAAAGUGGUACGGCGUUUUGAUGCCUCGAAUAAAGAAACAUUUGCGCGGACAGGGAGGUCCAGUGAUAAUGGUGUCAAUUGAGAAUGAGUAUGGAUCGUUUUCAGCAUGUGACCAUAGAUAUUUAUCCUUCCUCAAAAAUCUGACGGAAAGCUACGUUCAGAAUGAUGCCGUACUCUUUACAAACGAUGGUCCAGAAUUGUUGAAAUGCGGAAGAAUUCCAGGCGUUCUUGCAACUCUAGACUUCGGUGCAGUCGACAAUCCCGACCUGUAUUGGCAGAUGUUGCGUAAAUAUCAACCCCGGGGACCACUUAUGAACGCCGAAUACUACCCCGGCUGGUUGACCCAUUGGACGGAACCGAUGGCCCGAGUUCCGGUAGGUCCGGUUGCGGAUACAUUGCGCACUAUGUUGUCCAGUGGAGCCAGCGUUAACUUUUAUAUGUUCUUCGGGGGGACCAACUUUGGUUUCACUGCCGGAGCCAACGACGGAGGUCCGGGAAAAUUCCAGGCGGACAUCACAUCCUACGAUUAUGAUGCACCAUUGGAUGAGGCGGGUGAUCCAACCAGUAAAUACUAUACCCUAAGGAGUGUUAUUUUAGAGUACUUUUCAGAUCCAGACGUUCCGGUUCCGCCAAGGCUUCCGAAAAUGUCCCUACCAUCGGUGAAAUUGAACCGGUACGGUUCUUUAAUGUCAAACGAAGCACGACAAGCUCUGGGAUAUUACACAGUAUUUAGCGAAAGAACAGUCAGUUUUGAAGCCCUAAAUCAGCACUCUGGAUUCGUACUGUACGAAGCAACCAUACCUAGUGACUCAAACCGUAAUGCUCUACUUCUUAAGGUUCAGGGUCUCCGUGAUCGUGCCUACGUGCACAUUGACAAUAAAUUCAUUGGUGUUCUCUCCAGAGACACUGCCACCGAUUCGAUGUCAGUUAAAUUAGGACAAAGUAAACGACUCCAGCUUCUGGUCGAGAAUCAGGGGCGGAUAAAUUAUAACAUAGCAAACGACUUCAAGGGUAUUCUGGGCUUCGUAACCCUUGGUGGCAACGAAAUAUUGAACUGGACAAUGACAGGAUUUCCACUGGAUGAAUAUUCCCUGCUGCAAAACUACGUGGAUCGAUAUAGUGGGUAUGAUGUUGAGACAAGCAGGAACGCGGCUGCACGAAUCUUUCAAGGAACAUUCGUUAUUCAUUCCCAACCGAUACACGAUACGUAUGUGGAUCCAACCGGUUGGGAAAAAGGAUUGAUAUUCAUUAAUGGAUUUAAUCUGGGUCGAUAUUGGCCGGUGGCUGGUCCACAAGUCACCCUAUACGUACCAAGACACAUUCUUCGAGAGGGAAUCAACACAAUACUUGUUAUCGAGUAUCAACAAGAAAUUCAAGGAGACGCUAUCAUUGCUUUCACCGAUCAGCCUAAACUAGAUGGCUUAUUACCGUUCAAUAACUUUCUGAUUCAAAAGUAAGUAAUUCAUUUUAGCUUUACCUAGUGAAGUUACGGAAAUAUUUCACUUCUUUAAAGGUAAUCUAGGACAAUAAGCGGAGCUAAUAAAAUUUUUGUAACAAACCA
Messenger RNA from Wyeomyia smithii (pitcher-plant mosquito), 2254 nucleotides. RefSeq names its product beta-galactosidase-like. The transcript is spliced from 9 exons. Gene Ontology annotation, molecular function: beta-galactosidase activity. Bases 222 to 2150 code for a protein of 642 amino acids. Gene Ontology annotation, cellular component: vacuole. NCBI's taxonomy places the organism in Eukaryota, Metazoa, Arthropoda, Insecta, Diptera, Culicidae. Gene Ontology annotation, biological process: carbohydrate metabolic process. The record is from RefSeq and is a predicted model, not a curated record.